This is a messenger RNA of Brachypodium distachyon (stiff brome), 1574 nucleotides long. Its product is annotated as protein SULFUR DEFICIENCY-INDUCED 2. The record is from RefSeq and is a predicted model, not a curated record. Gene Ontology annotation, molecular function: protein binding. The transcript has 2 exons. NCBI's taxonomy places the organism in Eukaryota, Viridiplantae, Streptophyta, Magnoliopsida, Poales, Poaceae. Bases 319 to 1236 code for a protein of 305 amino acids.
AACAUGCCCGAAUAGGCUGGCUGCAUCCAACGAGUCCACUGCUUCAGCCCGACCGAACCUGGACGGCUCCCCGUCCAGGUGCUCCGUUCCGUCGCCCAGAUUCAUCCGAUCGGCCGGCUGGCCUAUAUAUUACAGCGACAGCUCGCCUUCGUUGUGCCUAGCCGGCGUACGGUAUUGAUGCCCCCCCACCAGUGAAGUGAUCAAAAUCGAGAUUCGAGAAGUCAAUCAUUAGCUGAGCUAGCUACUGAUUCAUAGAAGGAAGUGAUUCGAGGAGGUAAUAGAUAGCUUAGGCAUGUGUUGGUGGAGAUAGAGAGAAAGAUGGUUCAGGUGGGCAUGGCUCAGCCGGCGAGCCCCGAUGCGGCGGCGCACGUCGCGCACAAGAUCCCCUCCGGCGACGGGCCGUAUGCACGGGCCAAGCACUACCAGCUGGUGGAGAAGGACCUGGACGCGUCGAUCGUGUGGUUCUGGAAGGCGAUCGAGACAGGGGACAAAGUGGACAGCGCGCUCAAGGACAUGGCCGUGGUGAUGAAGCAGCGCGGGUACCUGAAGGACGCCAUAGACGCCAUCAAGUCGCUCCGGCACCUCUGCAACCCGAGCCGGCAAUCGCAGGAGUCGCUGGACAACAUCCUGCUGGACCUCUACAAGGCCAGCGGCCGCACGAGGGAGGAGAUCGACCUGCUCAAACAAAAGCUCCGGCGCAUCUUCCACGGCGAAGCAUUCCCCCGUGGUAAAUCCACGAAGCGGGCUCGCUCGCACGGGCGGAAGAUCCACGUGUCCGUGAAGCAGGAGACGUCCAGGGUGCUGGGCAACCUGGCCUGGGCGUACAUGCAGGAGCGCAACUUCAUGGCGGCGGAGGCGGUUUACCGGAAGGCGCAGAUGGUGGAUCCCGACGCGAACAAGGCGUGUAACCUGGCGCUUUGCCUUGUGGAGCAAAGGAGGAUGGGGGAUGCGGAGAAGGUGCUCGAUGGCGUGCUCUCGGGAGUGUAUGUGGAGCAGAUUGGAGGAGGGGAGAAGGCUGUGAGGAAGGCGGAGGAGCUGAUGGAGCGGAUCAGGGCUGGUAAGGGAGGUGACGGGGUGGAAGAAGAUCAGGAGGAUGGCGUUGAGGCGGAUGAGAUGGCGGAGCUGCUGGACGUGGUGGUGAAGGAGUGGGCGAGGCCGUAUAGGCGGAGUGACCGGAGGCUGCCCGUGUUUGAAGAGAUCACUCCGUUUUGCGGCAGGGGGCAGAUCGCUUGCUAGAUUAGAAGCUUUUGAUCGAAGCAAGGGAAGCUCAGUAGGAGCGCUGUGUUGUGUGGAGUUGCAUUGCAUGGGAGCAUGUAUAUAGUGGAGGGUGAGUUUCUGUCGAUGUGGACGUGUGUAUGUGUUGCGUGUGUAGUUGCGUUCUUUGUUUUAUGUGUGCGCGCGUCUGUGUGGAGUUGUAGCAUGUGUACAGGGGUUUUUAGUUGAUAUAUGUGGAGUACAUAUGUACAUACUACAUAUACAUGGUGCAGCAAGCGCAAGUUGCAAUACUGUUUGCUGUAAGCUGGAGUGCUGGACAUAUACAUUUGUUGCAUGUUUGGAACACAAGGGUUUUGGCA